Molecule: messenger RNA, 5906 nt
Organism: Mizuhopecten yessoensis (Yesso scallop)
Lineage: Eukaryota; Metazoa; Mollusca; Bivalvia; Pectinida; Pectinidae
Product: prostatic acid phosphatase-like
Exons: 11
Coding region: 26-1354 (442 amino acids)
Biological process (GO): dephosphorylation
Molecular function (GO): phosphatase activity
Source: RefSeq, a predicted model, not a curated record
CGUAGGUCUUCCAGGAAAUUUUUCGAUGGAGAUAAUUUCGACCAAAGAAUCAACUGUGUUGAGUAUCUAUAAGCCAACAUCUGUGCUGACUUUAUUGACGUUGGUUGUACUGCAGAUAAAACAUGUAGGAGGAGAUCAUUUAGUGUUAGCUCAAGCGGUUUUCCGCCAUGGAGACAGAAGUCCUACACAUUCUUUUCCGAAAGACAGAUAUCAGGAUCACUGGCCACAGGGACUUGGUCAACUUACAAAGAUAGGAAUGAAUCAAGAAUAUGGACUUGGGAAAUUUUUAAGAAAACAAUACAUACUUGAGGGUACUUAUGAUGCUUUCCUGAGUUCAAAUUAUAGCCAUUCAGAGAUUUAUGUAAGAAGUACAGAUAAAGAUCGUACCCUGAUGAGUGCCUACUGUGUCCUCAGUGGACUAUAUCCUCCCAAUGGUACCGACCAACAGUGGAACCCAGAUCUGAACUGGCAGCCCAUUCCCGUCCACACCAAACCGCUUGACGAAGACUUUCUGCUGAAUAUGAGAGCUCCAUGUCCAAGAUUCACUGAAUUACUAGCUAAAUUUCUGGCAAGUGAAUUCAUAGCCAAUUUCACUGCCCAACAUCAGGAUCUCAUAAACAAAGCUGCAGAAUUGUCUGGACUUCCAGCAACGUUAGUUGGCCUGAUAACUAUUGUGGAUCCCCUGUUCUGUGAGUACACCAAUAACCUGAAUAUGUCUGAAUGGGAGCAGGUCAUACCACUACAUCCCUUACUGACUCAACUCUUGGAUUUCCAAAACUCGUACAUGUUUUACACAGACGAGAUGGCCAAGCUUAGAGGAGGUUCAUUAUUGGGGAAAAUUAUUGGAAAUAUGGAGAGCGCUUUAAACCCUCCAUCUCCAACACAACCUUCUCCAAAGAUUUACCUGUAUUCAGCACAUGACACCACCAUUGUUGCUCUGUUACGAGUGAUGAAUGUAUUCAAUAGUAGGACACCUGGGUAUUCCUCGUGUCUGAUGGUGGAGCUAUGGACGCCAGAAGGACAGGGCAAACCCUAUGUCAAGGUCCUCUACAAAAAUGUGACGGACUCUGACAACCUUGUCGUACUUCACAUACCAGGAUGUGGGAAGAACUGUACAUUAGAAGACUUUACCAAGCUUUUAAAAAACAAUGUACCAAAAGAUAUUCAAGCAGAAUGUAACCCUAGUCUGCAGCAAAAUUCUAAAUCAGACAUCCACGUUGGUAUAGUGGUUCUGGGGUGUUUGGUGGCUCUGUUAGCCCUCGUAGUGACAGCCUUGAUCACCUUCAUCUGCAAGAGACGCCAAACCCUACAGUCAUAUAGACCACUGUCAACAGACGACGACGACUACGCAUGAUGCCCGUCUCAAUAGCAUUACACAACAUUGGAUAAUGAUAAACCUACGAAGUCUAUCUCCAUUGUAGCAUUGGGUAAAGAUGAAUCUGUAUCAAAAACGUUCAUCACAGGGAACUCUGAUGUGAAAAAUGUUUGAAACUUUCAAACAUUAUUUCUUAAAACUGUUGUAUUUACAUCUUCUCUGCAUUGCCAAUGUAUAAACCUUCCAAAAGUCAGCUCUGAGUUACGAUACCAUAUCCCAGGAGUCAUGAUUGUGAUGUCAGUACACUUGUGAUGUCAUAAUCUUAGUAUUUUAGUUUUAUGUUCUUCUGUUACUAAACAUAUACCGCAAUACACAACAGAGACCGGCAAGAUGGCUGUUACAUUACCUGUGCUUUUAUUAUCCAGAAUGCAAUAUUACAAUUUACAACCUUGGAACCAAAUCUGCUCAUAGCAACCACUACAUUGAAAUAUAUGUCACUGCUGUCUUUUGGCUUUUCCAUUUGUUGGAAAUCUACCACAGAUUUGAAGAAAUUCAAAUAUCAGUUAAUUGUCAGAAUCAAUUAAAAAUAACAAAAAAAUAUAGAAUUGCAUUCUGUUUUUAGGUAUUUUCCUGUAAUUCUUAAUAAGAAUCAUUGACAAAAUAUGCAUGAUGGAACUUAAUUAAAUUGUCUGCAGCAUGCACUCUGUUGAGAUUUAUAGGGCAAUAAAUCUGAAAAGAAUGCAAUUUAUUUCUCAAAUAGUCUAAGAAAAUAAUCAUAUUUUACACAGAUACAAAGAUACACAGAUAUUUUGUUGGAAGUACUGUUCAGUUUACAGAGAAAACAAUAGAGAUAUACCUUCCAGGGAUUAUAAAUGGUUAUAAUUAAUUAUUUUUAAAAAACAAUCAUAUCUAUCUGGAAUUGUCCAGAAUACGAGGUAUUUUAUUUUACAACCAUUUCGGGCCGAACAAAGUAGUUGUUAUUUUCAGGUCUCUAAACAUUUUGAAAGGUUAUCAGGAAAUGAUUUUCUUUCUUGAGCUGAAUUUAGUAUUUGCUAAAUGUAAUAUUUAAAUUAUGACAAAGUAACAUGAAAAGACAUCAUCAUGCCUUUGAAGAGACCAUCUGGAAACUUCAUAAGGAGGUUUUCAGAACCACCACUGUCUUACUGGUAUCCUUCUCUGUGCAUUGAUCAUGAAAAAAUUGGUUGAUAAUUACAGAUUUCCCCUAAGGUAAAUCUACCUGUUAAUAUAUUUUUAUCUACAUACAGAUAUUUCAUUGAAUCUAAAUUAAUCAAAUAUCCACUUAUGACUUUGAUAUUAAACAUUUUGUAUCCCUUUAUACAAUGUAUUUUGUUUACAUUUAAUGUAAAGAUACUAAAGUCUGACAAAUCUGUAGUAUGUUAUUUCUCACAGUAUUAGGCUGCUGUCUCAUCGGUCGUUUUAAGGUAAAAGGUACCACUGCAUCGUUUAAAAUUGUAAAGAAGAGUUCAAUUAAUUAUUGUUUUCUUUUUUGCUGGGAAUAACCUCCCUUCUAAGUAAAAGAUGAAGCAACAAGAAGUUUUUUUUUUCUAGCUUAGAGUACCUUCCCUUGUCAAGUUUUUCAUAGACUUUGCGACCCAUAAAUUGAACAGUCAUUUUAAAGCCGUGCUUCUUUAUACACUGAUAAAGAGUAGGUUUCUCACUGCAAAGGCCCUGCAUUUGACCUGUGAGCUUGCUGUUUCCAGUUUUAUAUUUUUUAUUUCUUUUCUCAAACAUUCUUUAUUCAAAUCGCUUCUUUUGAAAAGGACUUAAACAAAUAAAUCACAAUGGGGCUGUUGUAAAAAUAUAGUUUGAAUAGGGUCUUAAGUUUAAUGAUAUGUCAUGGUAUCACAGACUUUCUCUGUCAAGAUGCUGAUAUUUGACAUAUUUUGUAAAAUACCCAUUUGUCUUUCUUCUGUUGUACAACACAUAUACAUGACAAUGUAAUGUACUAUUGAUACUUACUGUUACCAGAGACGUAUGUACAGGUAACAGCAGAGACAUAUUAUGUAGUAUAUUUGAAUAAUGCAUGGUUGACUUGUUGAAAAAACAGUGUUUAGUUUUUAAAACACGAUAAUAUCAAUUCCAUUGUUGUCAUGCUUUAUAUUUGCUGAUCUUGGGUAUGUUUAUAUUGAAAUGUAUGUACCGGUACAGAUGUUAAGUGCCUUGAAAUAUUUAAACUUGUGUCAAUAUUUUCUUAACUGUUAUUCGGAUCUUUAAACUUCAAUGAGGACAUUGUGUUAAAUUGUUAAUAGAAUCAUGUCUACAACUUUAGUUAGGUAUUGACAAAAUGGAUUUGUUUUUUGUCUAUUGCCAUAUAUUGCAACUUGGACAAGAAUGUCCAGAAAUUAUGCUUCAAGUUAGUCACAUGAUGACCCUCUAGAUUUCUAUAAAGGGCAAUCAAAAUUGCAUUAUGUAACAAUAAGGAAAUGCUUACCAGGUAUGUUCAUGGCUUAAAAUAAAAACAAUAUUUUUUUCACUAAGGUCAUCUGAAAUUGAGAAAACCCUGAAUAGUCGAUUGUAAGUGGAUCUAGGUAAUGAGAGUUGUCUCCCCUAAAACCAGUUAAAAAGUUGAAAAACAAUUAAUUUAUUGACUGUCUCAAUCAUUCAAGUAUUUUAAUGACAGUGACUUUCAACAAAUGUGAAACCAUUUGGUCAUACAACCAGAAUGCAGCUGGAUAAAAGUCAAAUAAUCAGUAGUAGAGACUCAAAAGGCAAAUAAAAACACUUUCAAGUGUUUAUAAGGUCUUCUUAGAUCUUCACAGAAUAAGGAUGAUGCAAAUUUUUAGGAAUAAUAUAUUAUAUUCCUCAAUCUGAUCAAAAUUUGGACCAUAUACUGUAUAACAUUCCUCUAGGAUACUCUUCAGUAGCUAAAUAGGUUCAUGUCUUGUUAAGUGCAUCGAGUCUGUAUAGUCAUGGCCGCUAGUAGAAAUACACUGUCUUAAUUAAAUUGUAUUGGCAAGUUCACAGCCUUAAACAUUCCUCGUCAUGUUUUGUUAUUUGUGUGUACUACAGUGUUGUAUAUUUGAAUAUGACAUACUAUAUUUAUCGUGCAAUAAGCCCAAAGAUCCGGAGCCAACACAUUCUCCGACUCUGUGAUAUGAUAUGGCCUUAUUACUUCAGUGGCUGACUUGUGCCAUUUCACUGUUUCGCCACAAAAAGCCCAGAUAUAGUAACUUUAAAUUCUUGUAGUUUCAUCUUUUCUGGGCGAGAAAACAAAAGAAUGAAAAUUAAGAUUUGUUCAUUCUCAUCUUGUCAAAUGAGAAUUAAGGUUUGUUGAUUUUUUGUCCGAUAGGGAUGAAAAGAUGAAAACAACAAGAAUGUAGGUGUGUUAAUUCUCGCCUCUUUGAAGCAAAAAGACCAAACAACGAAAUUGCAUAUAUCAGCCACUGUAUAUUGCAGGACAACAAAUUAGCAUUUUAUGUAUGUUGACUUUUUGCAAUGAACUAUAUUAGAAUUGGAUGAGGUUGUUACCAGGCAUAGGCUUAUAGACAGAUAAAUAUGAUACUGUAAUGUUUUUAUUUGUAAAUUAUGGUGAAAUAUUAUUCUAUGAUCAUGCUUACUGAAAAAGGAGAAAUCUUUGUCCAUUCAAUUACAUAUUGAGAUUAUCUACUCUAUAUAGGAUUAAUGAAAUGGUAUUUAUUGAUUGACAUGUAUAUGGGGUACAGAUAUUUUGGUACUUAGUGGUUUUGGUAUCAAGAUGUUUCAGUAAUUGCGUAAGAUGUUUCCAUAUUUCCUACGAUUUUCAGCACUUGGACCAACAUUUCAUUACUUUGUACUUUGUUUGCUUUUUGUGUUCUGUAUUUUCUGAUUUUAUAUUUAAAGAUUCUUUUCAUCUUAACAAAAAAACUGAAAUAAAAACAUCUUAUACAUACUUUGGUACCAAAACUAUCGGGUACCAAAAUAUCUUUGAUUCUAUAUGUACUAUACAAUCACCUUGAAACAGGCAGUGUUUCUGGUGUUAGGAGGGGCUGGAUUUUCAUACAUCGUCGGUAUAUAAAAUGCUGUAAACAUAAAAGUUGAUCUUGCUUAUCUUAAAGUAUAUCCAGAUAUGUUAUUUUUGAUGCAGCAACAUAAUCAUUGAAUGGUUUUUGCAUUUACAGUGUCAUUUUUCAUGAUUAAAUUCUGAAGCAUUUUGGAAGGAUUUGAAUUUUCUACCACUUCAAAUUGUUUGCUUUUUUUUUUUUAAUAAAUUUUGUUUGAUUUUAAAAAAAAUCAACGUUUUUAUUCUUGGAAAUAACCAUGAAAAUGAAUAUCCACCAAAAAAUAUGUAAUCUAAAGUUUAUGUGCUUUCAAUAGAAAUGCAAAUUCAGUUUUCAUAAAAAAACAUUAGACUUAAGUGAGUAUAAAUUUUUAAUCUUUCCAAAUUUUGUCCACCUCGUUCACAAAAUGUUAAUUUGUAUUUACUUUUUACCGCAGUACCGGACUUGUAUUCGGGUUUAAGCGUUAAAAGAGUUUCGUGAAAAUGUACCUCGGCCCAAUAAUAUGCCACCUUAUUUGGUUUUUACAACACAAAGUAUACCCGAGUUAUAAGAUUAUUUUAAAAUUCAAGUGGACAAUAAAAUGUAUAUUUAUA